This is a messenger RNA of Dermochelys coriacea (leatherback sea turtle), 11761 nucleotides long. It is a transcript of the gene WNK3, whose product is annotated as WNK lysine deficient protein kinase 3. The transcript is spliced from 25 exons. NCBI's taxonomy places the organism in Eukaryota, Metazoa, Chordata, Testudines, Dermochelyidae. Gene Ontology annotation, molecular function: potassium channel inhibitor activity; chloride channel inhibitor activity; ATP binding. Gene Ontology annotation, biological process: intracellular signal transduction; positive regulation of sodium ion transmembrane transporter activity; protein phosphorylation. The coding region runs from base 1152 to 7775 and encodes 2207 amino acids. The record is from RefSeq and is a predicted model, not a curated record. Gene Ontology annotation, cellular component: cytosol; cytoplasm.
UGUGAGUGUGUGCGCUCUAUUGUGAAGGAUGCUUAUUUAGCGUGUGUUGAGGAAACAGGUGUAUUUAUUGAUGGUGUAUGUAGGUGCGUUAUUUGCCGGGAGAUGCCUGUGGAAAUCUGGUGUUACUCUUACGGUGGUGGGGAGGAAAAGACUUUUUGCUUCAGUUUUCUAACCCCUGCCUCUAAACGUUGCCACAGAGUCACUGGAUGGAGAAUUAUCUCCCCCUGACCUCAUUUUUUUUUUAAUGUGGCUUCUGUCAUUUGCUGUCUGUACCCCAUUGCGCCUCAUUCUGCAGCUGUUUGUGAGACCUUUUGUGUGUGGCUUGGGUAGCUUUCUUCCUCCAUCUCUUCGGAAUUAUUUUUUUUUAAAUUUUUUAUAGCAACCCGGAUUCAUCUGAUCUGGGGAGGUGGGGUUUUCCUGUUUAAAAAGAAUUUCCUUUCGCUCGGGUUUGUCGUUCAGGUAGAUUUAUUUUGGGGGUGGAGGAAGUGGAUUGCAAUUCCCUGCUCAGCUGAUCUGUGAAACGAAAUACCAGUUUAUGAAUGGCUGCUUAGAACCGUUCUUUGUAACUGUGCCUUCCUCUUGUAAUUUAUACCGUGCUCCCAAGCCAGGGUUUGUGUAGGGGAUCCCUGCCAGAUUUUUAGGGGACAGGGAUUUGUGGGAACGAGGCUUGCUUUACAAUUAAGCUGUGUCGUAACGCAGAAAAGAGAUUGAGCUGUCUAUUUCUUGCUUCUGCAUAAAAGAUUUAAAGUGCCAGGCAUUCUCCUUUAUUCACGCUGUGUAUUUGUCUUACGUGAUUGCUUUUGAGUUGUUCUUUUUUUAUUUUAUUUUUUGACUUCUUAAGUUGUGCAAGUCAUGUCCUGUUUUAAAAAAAAAAAAAAAAAGCCUGCUUCAUUGAUUGAGUCCAUCAUUGUGGUCCCCCGUUUUAUUUCUUGUUGCCAGUGGUGAGGUCAGGACUCCACAGAUGUCAAUAUCUGGGUCACGUUAGUGAAGACAAAAUCUCCCACGGCUUGGAAUUUCGGUUGCUUGGUAGCCGCCGGCCUUGGAAAGACGCAGCGGGAAGCCAGGAAGGUUGCUAUGGGGAUGCUCUGAGAGGAAGUAAGUCCUAGUAACGUGCCAGGUGCGAGGAGGGAGGACACAGGCAAAAGGUACCAAUGGCUACAGAUUCCAGCGAGCCGGCCAGCACGGAAGAUCCGGAAAAACCUGAUGGAGUUUCUCUGAACGGCAGGAUCCCGACUAUCGAAGCUGCUUUAAUCAUGCAGCCUGCCGGCGCCCCGGCCUCCGGGGGUGCCACAGAACGGAAGCGGUUCUUCCGGAAGAGCAUGGAGAUCAUGGAGGAGGACAGAACCGCUGAACCGUCUCCCAGGGAUGAGCGGGAGCAGGUGGUUGCAGGCUGUCGCCGAGGGGACCAGCUCUCUGCCAGUGUGCUGGGGCAGGAGGCCAGGAAUGAGUUGGGUUCCAAGGCGAUUUCAGAGGCCUCCAAGGAGAAGACCAAGAAGGAGAUCGAAGAGGAGGCGGAGAUGAAAGCAGUGGCCACCUCGCCCAGUGGCCGCUUCCUGAAGUUUGAUAUCGAGUUGGGCCGAGGGGCCUUUAAAACCGUCUUCAAAGGGCUUGACACAGAGACAUGGGUCGAGGUAGCCUGGUGUGAACUGCAGGACAGGAAGCUAACCAAAGCAGAACAGCAGAGGUUUAAGGAAGAAGCGGAGAUGCUGAAAGGCCUACAGCAUCCAAACAUCGUCCGGUUUUAUGAUUCCUGGGAGUCCACGGUGAAGGGGAAGAAAUGCAUUGUGUUAGUCACUGAGCUGAUGACUUCUGGCACCUUAAAGACGUACUUAAAGCGAUUCAAAGUCAUGAAGCCAAAGGUCCUGAGGAGCUGGUGCCGACAGAUCUUGAAAGGCUUGCAGUUCCUCCACACCCGGACCCCGCCCAUCAUCCACCGGGACUUGAAAUGCGACAACAUCUUUAUCACGGGACCCACGGGUUCGGUGAAGAUUGGCGACCUGGGCCUGGCAACCUUGAUGCGCACAUCAUUUGCUAAGAGCGUCAUCGGCACCCCCGAGUUCAUGGCCCCCGAGAUGUAUGAAGAGCAUUACGACGAGUCGGUGGAUGUGUAUGCUUUCGGGAUGUGCAUGCUAGAAAUGGCCACUUCCGAGUAUCCCUACUCUGAGUGCCAGAACGCCGCCCAGAUCUAUCGGAAAGUCACCAGCGGCAUUAAACCCGCCAGUUUCAACAAGGUGACUGACCCGGAGGUGAAAGAGAUCAUUGAGGGAUGCAUCCGGCAGAACAAAUCUGAAAGGUUGUCCAUCAAAGACCUUUUGAACCACGCCUUCUUUGCGGAGGACACGGGGCUGCGGGUGGAGCUGGCGGAAGACGACGACGGGCUGAGCUCUUCUUUGGCCUUGAGGCUGUGGGUGGAAGACCCCAAGAAGCUGAAGGGGAAGCACAAGGACAACGAAGCCAUCGAGUUCAGUUUCAACCUGGAGUCGGAUGUCCCCGAAGAAGUGGCGUGUGAGAUGGUGAAAUCCGGAUUCUUCCACGAAAGCGACUCCAAAGCUGUGGCCAAGUCCAUCCGGGAUCGUGUGGCCCUGAUCAAGAAGACCCGAGAGCGGCGGCAAGCCAGCUGCCUGGAAGAACAGAGGGAGGCCCAGUGCAAGGCAGCUGGUGGGGCCCCGCUGCCCCAGGGCGUCUCGCUGACUGGCCCGUCCCCGCCUGCGGGUGCCGAGUGGGAGGAGACGGAGGUGGACCAGCACGUCCGGCAGCAGCUGCUGCAGCAGACUCAGCACCAGUCUUCCUUGGCGGCCGAGAGCCUGUCGGAGAAGAGUGCUGGGUCAGUGAUUCUAUCGGAUGCCUCCAGACAGCACAGCCUGGCUUACACGGAGCAGGUGAUGGGCGGCCCUCCACAGGCCUCUAUCCCCCCACCGGGGGAAGCCAGCCUUCAGGGACAUCUCUACCCAUCGCAGCCGCUAAUGGGACACUAUCAGCAGAUUGCUGGGCAGGUGCAGCAGCAGAACCUGGGCCACCUGCAGAUCUUGCCCCCAGCUCUACCCACCCCCAGCUUAGCUCCACCGGCAGCUCCCCAGCCCCAGAUAAUGCACCUCGAGUCGCAACUGCCCUAUGGGGCCGAGGGGCAGUCGCUGGAGCCAUCGGUCAUGGCGGUGCCCCAGGCCAUCCUGACAGCUGCCUCUCCCCAAGCCAUGCCAGCAGCCAGCGCGCAGCUGGACUCCACCACCAAGACUGGGAGUCAGAUGGCCACUGCCACUGCAGCCGAGGUUGACCCGACUUCUGGCUUCCUGACCCUCGGUCACAGCCUGGCACCACAGAACCAGCCCUCGGCCCAGUUUGUUGGCAACAUGCAGGGGAUGGCCCAGCUCCUGCCUGCUUCCUUGGCUGGGCAGCCAGGGGCGCCCAUGCAGCAGCCGCAGCAGGUGGCAUCAAUGCAGCAGCUCCAGCAGGUGGCGCCCAUGCAGCAACCGCAGCAAAUUCCUCAGCAAACUGUACCGAUGCAGCAGAUUCCAGCCAUGCAGCAGCCACAGCAGGCUGCAUCGAUGCAGCAGGUUCCUGCCAUGCAGCAGCCGCAGCAGGUUGCAUCAAUGCAGCAACCCCAGCCGCUUGCGCCCAUUCAGCAGCCCCAACAGGUUCCCGCCAUGCAACAGCUGCAGCAGGUGGUGCCCAUGCAGCAGCCACAGCAAAUUUCUCAACAGACUGCGCCCAUGCAGCAGGUUCCUGCCAUGCAGCAGCCACAGCAGGCUGCAUCGAUGCAGCAACCCCAGCCAGUUGCCCAGCCGGUUGCGCCCAUGCAGCAGCCCCAGCAGGUUCCCGUCAUGCAGCCGCCCCAGCAGUAUGCUGUGAUGCAGCCAGACUCCUUACUGCAGCCUUCCCUGGCCCAGCCAGCGCAGCCCAUGCAGUUGCAGCUGCCGGGUUACCUGCCCCCUCAGCAGCCGCAAUUUGUGCGGCACGCGGGCGCCCUAGAGCAGCCGCAGGGGCUGCUGGUGCAGGAGCCGGACCAGCAGGUGGAACGCAUGUGUCCUGUCCCGGCCCCAGAGCAGCUGGCUUACCCGCUGCAGGCCCCGUACCAGCUGCAGCAAGCAUAUCCUCUGCAGGCUCCUUACACUGACCAGCCCCCCUAUCCAGCCCAGCCGGCAGAGCCGGUGGUGUAUGCGUACCCGGAGCUGCCAGGGUACCCGGUUCAGCCCCUCUACCCGGGGCAGUCUCCGUACCGGGUGGAGCAGGUGGCGUUUCUGAGCCAGCUGGUAGAUCCGCAGCAGCCAGCCUUUGUGCCGUCUUCUGGGGCGCUGAGCCAGGAGGCUGGCACAGAGCAGAUGCCCUUGGCGCUCUCCCAGCAGGACAGCAGCGGCUUGGGGUACCCCCUGGCGCAAGGGCCAGGCGAAGGGCAACAGACAGCGCCGCCAGCGGUCCCGUUCCUCCCGCUGCAGCCCUCAGCUUUCGCGCCUCCCGCAAUGCAGCUGCUAUCUCAGCAAGCUCCUCUCCAGCCACAGUCACUCCUGGCCACGGUCCCCACCUUGCUCCAGACUCUAUCGCCCAGGCCGGAGCAGCUGCAGCCGCCCUCCUCAGAACAAGCCUAUGGAGUGCAGCAGCCAGCGGUGCAGAUCCCCGAGCAGCCAGCCUACGUCCUGUUAGCGGCAGAGUCGGGGGUGUACCAGAGUCCGGCAGCCAGCCCUCUGCUCACCGCCUCCCCACUGCCCGCCCUGAGCCCCCAGCUGCACCCACAGCACAGGCCAGGGCCCGAGCAGGUUUCCCAGCCUGCCGCGGUGCCUGAGCCCCAAAUAGCUGCUCCAAAGCCAGACCUGCUGCAAGGGCUAAAUCCCGAGCUGGCUGCUUUGAAGGAAAACUCCAAUGCACACGAGCCCAUGAGCGGCAACGGCAAACAAGACCGAAGUAAACAGAGGCGGGCGUCCUGCCCGCGGCCGGACAAAGGGACCAAAUUCCAGCUCACCGUGCUGCAGGUGUCCGUGGCUGGGGAUAACAUGGUCGAGUGCCAGCUGGAGACCCACAACAACAAGAUGGUCACUUUCAAGUUUGAUGCUGAUGGAGAUGCGCCUGAGGAUAUUGCUGAUUACAUGGUAGAAGAUAACUUUGUGCUGGAGAGUGAGAAGGAGAGGUUUGUGGAGGAGCUGAGAGCCAUUGUGUGCCAAGCUCAGGAGAUCCUCCGAAGCCUGCCGGUAGAAGAGCGAGUAUCUGGCAACGAUUCCAUUCCCUCCGAGUCCAACAGCAGCCAAACAGGAUCGUUCGAGCAAGUUCAGAUAAACCCUGCCUCCACUCAGACUGGCAACGAGUGUGCUCCUCAGUCCUCUCCAGUCGGCCGCUGGCGAUUCUGCAUCAAUCAGACAAUAAGGAACAGAGAGGGGCAGAUGCCGGCUGUUACUGGUCCGGACAAGGAGAAUGGUAAGGAGACGUACCCGCAGGGUGGGCUGCUGGCUGCUGAGAGCCAGGGUCCCAACGCCAGCCCAAAGGACAGCGUGGCACCAGAGUGCCCCGGCUCGAAACCUGAGCAGCUGGCGGAAGGAGUCACGGAGACGCUAGUACCUCUGUCUGCCAACGACAACUGGGCUGGGCCGGAGACUGGAGAGCCCCCUGCCCCACAGCCUGGCGACCGCCCGGUCAGCUUGGCAGUGGCCCACGCUGGCGAGCCGCCCCUCCUGGCCGUGGUCACGGUGUCUGAGUGCCAGUCCCAGCAGCCUCUGCAAGAAGGAGAUGCCUCUCUGAGCUCCAGCGCCGGGCAGGUGCAGACGCCCAGCUCGGAACCGGCCCCUCUGCCUCCGUCGGUGCCAGAAUCCGACGGCGAGGGGCCGCCCAAGAUGGAUUUUGUUGACAACCGAAUCAAAACCCUGGAUGAGAAGCUAAGGACACUGCUCUACCCAGAGCACAGCUACUCCGAGAGCCAGAAGGACACGCAGAGCACGGAGUCCCCACUCUCCUCGGCCGAGGAUACGCUGUCCUGUGCUGGGCCGGAAGCGCCUGCCGCCAUCCCCUCCCCGGCAGAAUCCCAGGGGACUGAUGCCUUCGAGGGGUCUCCGCUGCCCCCCGCCGAGGCUGCCAGCCAGCCUGCUGGCUCGCCAGUGCUGAGACAGGACCCCGACGUCAUUACAGUCGCACCCAAUGAACUCUGUCUGCACGAGCCGUCCCCGGAGCCUUCCUCCCCGCUGAACCCCGAGGCCUGCCCCACUGCAGUAGCCAGCAUCGGAGCAGUUCAUCUGCAGACAGGAGGUGGAUAUUUUGGCCUAAGCUUUACUUGCCCUAGUCUCAAAAACCCUAUUAGCAAGAAAUCCUGGACUCGCAAAUUAAAAAGCUGGGCGUUCAGGCUCCGGCAAUCCACCAGCUUUUUCAAGAGAUCCAAAGUCCGCCAAGCGGAGGAAGAGGAGACGAGGAUGGAGGGGCCUGCCGAGCAGGCUGGGGUGAAUGAAGCCAGUGGGAGGUGGAGAUCGGCUUCGGUGUCCUAUCAGCGAGGCCGCUUCCAGGUCACCUCCGUGCCGCAGCAGCCAGCUUCCUGCGCGGCAGACGCCGGACCUGACGCUGCUGGGCCGGAGGAGCCACAGACGGACAAUCCAGGCACCCCCCUGCCGAGAGAGUCGCUCCUGUGGGCUGGCCCGGCCUGCGAGACGGAUGCCUCUUCCCUCACCCCGGAGCAGGAGCUGGAGGAGCUGUCGGCCACGGGGAGCAGCACAGAGCCGUGGGCCGAGGGGCCCGUCCUGAGGCAGCCCAGCUCUGAUAGUGAGCUGGGCCCCGAGGAGUCGGAGGAGACCCUGGGGUCUGGCAGGGAGCGGCGCCCCCCGCUGGCCGAGGACUGCUCCGGCCACGGGGCCAUGCGCCGCAGGUCCCUCUUCCACUCUGCCUCCUCGCCCAUGAGCAGCGAUGACGAGUCUGAGCUCGAGGACGAGGACCUGAAGGUGGAGCUGCAGCGGCUGCGGGAGAAACACAUCCAGGAGGUGGUGACGCUCCAGGCCCAGCAGAGCCGGGAGCUGCAGGAGCUGUAUAAACGCCUGCAUGCCUUCAAAGACAGCAAGCCUGAGCUGUCGGAGCUGUCCCUGCAGCCCUCCUCCCCCCGCCGGCCUCGCUCCUUCAAAAGCAAAUUGCGUGGCCGGCCCCAGGUCCUGACGCACGCCGAGAACUGUAUCGUCGCCACAGAGUGCUGCUGCACGACCACCGCCGCCUCCAUGAUUGACUAUCAGCUGAGCAUCCAGGCCCGCCUGCUGCAUCAGAGCUGUGCCCCAGGGGAGCCCAGCCCAGAGCAGCUGUGCGCCGUCAGUGGGACUGCCUCCUGCCAGCAGUCCCCGGCCAGCAAGAAGGGGAUGUUCACCGACGACUUGCACAAGCUGGUGGAUGACUGGACUAAGGAAGCGGUCGGGAACGCCCUCAUGAAACCCAGCCUGAACCAGAUCAAACAGAACCAGCACCGGUUGGAGGGGGACAGCUGGAGCAAAGCCUGCGAGAACACGUCCUCGUCAGUGGGCUACACCUCCACCUGGAUUUCCUCCCUCUCUCAGAUCCGCGGGACUGUGCCGGCCUCCUUGCCCCCUGGACUGGCCCUCCCAGCUUUCCCCAGCGUCCUGCCACCCUACAGCAUGCCCCACGUCUGCCAGUACAAUGCCAUGGCAGGGGCGGCUUACCCAAUGCAGUGGGUGGGUGUUUCGGGGAUGGCUCAGCAGUCGGUGGUCAUCCCCUCCCCGCCCGUCGGACCCUUCCAGCCUGGGGGCAGCAUGCUGGGAUUCCCAGCCUCCCCGGUCCCUAACCCAGCUACCAUCCCACCUGGUCCCAAAUGAAGCCAGAGCACGGAGCUGGAGGCAAACAGGGUGUGGUCCGUACUCCCCCAUUGUGGCCUGCAAACCGUGUGGAUUCUGGUGUGGCUGAUGCCCAGUCUGCCAGUGGAGGCGAUUUGGCUCAGCUAACAGUGACUUGUGGCACGGUUCCUAUCCUCCCGGAAUACUUGAUUUGAUUUGAUUUUUUUAACCAGCUUUGGUAAACUCGGCUCCUGCGUCUCAUGCUCCUGAGACGUGAUCGCUUCAGAAAGAAACCUCCAUUUCACCCCUCUCUGGCGGAGAAGCUGUCUGCCUGCAUCUUUUAAAUGGCAGACGUGAUGGUGGGGAGGAGUUUCUGAUUUGGUUUUUAAGUUAGUUGAUGGAAAAUGUGCUCCUAGAACUCAGGUCGGUUUGAGCUGCAGCCGGGAAGUUUAGAAAGAAAAAAUGUUUUGAUCAGUGCAGCUAGCUUCUGCCAAGUUCUAAAGACCCUCCUUCCAACCCUGAGCCAGGAGGAUUGGGGACUGCAAAAAGGGUUUUCUUGAUCUCACCGAUCCUGUCACUGUGUCAGGAAUAUCCUUGAGCCAUUCAGGGCAGCUCCGUGCAAAGCCAGCAGCUAUUUCCUCGUUCCUCAUACACACACUUCUUCGAUUUGAGCAGCCGAGAGAUGCUUGGGUAGUUGGGUGUUUCCUGUUGAAAUGAGUUCUGGUUUUGUUAUUUUUGCAGCAGACAUGAGUCUCAGAGUGGAGGGAGUUGCUGGGAGGGGGCUAUUUUAAAUCUCUUCCAAUCUCAGUCACCCCAUCUGGGACACAAAUUUGGAGAUGCAAAAUUAGACAGGGCGACAGGGCUGUGCGCACCUCUAUGCUGUAGAGAAUUUGGGAGCAAACGCAGUGAAUUGGGGUCUUACUUUAGCCCUGCCAAACCCUGUGCUUUUGCAGCCAUCCUUGUUUUGAAAAGCCUACCUUUCAGAAGCACUGGCUUCCAAUGUUCUUCUGUCUUAAGCGCAUUUGAAAAUACUGCCUCUAGUCCAUUUUCGAAAAGGACUUUUCCUGAUUUUCAAAGGUUGAAGCAGUUUAGCGGCUUAACUCGUUGAUUUCAAUCGAAUUUAGCCACCUAACCUGCUUAGUGCUUUGUGACUAUGCCGGUAGGCACCUGUUUGCAUCUUUACUCUCCUAAAUACCUUUGAAAAUCAGCUCCUACGUCUCUUUUGAAAAUGGCACUUCUGAAAAUUUCAUCCUGCGUCAUCCUGGCUUUGAUCUUAUAGCUCAUAUUUGACCCCUUUUGGGCUCUGAAAUCUUAAACACAGCAACCUGAACAUGGGGGUCCUGUACACACUCGACUUCACGUUACGAUCUGGAGCACAUUUGAAACGGCUCAGUUUCAGUGGGUUUGUUUCUUUUUAAUAUUCUUUCCCUUUGCAACCUGCCUCCGAGACCUGGGUUGUAGAUUAGCACGUGUCCCCUGAUUGCAGCCCUGCAGUUGCUAUGCUAGGAGAGAGUGCUUUCAGAGAAGGAGACUAAUUGAGGCUAAUGGAGAUUUUUUAGCUGAAGUUUGGUUUAUGUGAAGUGCAGCAAAUCCUCUUUCUCCCUCUCACUUGAUGGGCCCACUGACUCCAACACUGGUACCCAACUUAGCUUCAAUUCCUUAUCGUCUUUGCAAGGAUUUUAGCACGUGGGGUUGGGUUAGAUUUGUGGUGGGAACAAAGACUUAAAAUCACUUGCCAAAACGCAUCCCAUCUCCCCUUGGCGUUGCUGUCUCGUGGGCUUUUCUGCGUCCUGAGUUUCAAACAGACAUUUCUUUGCCAGGUGGUUUUCAAGUCUGUUGGAUCUUCCAAGGCUGGGCCCUUUGUCCGAUAGGAACUUUUCAGAUGUGCCAAAUGCUUCUGCUCCACCCUGAAAGCCCCGCUUAGAACAGCAUUAGGAAUGGACCCAGGUAGAGGUGCAAACCCGGCCCCAUUCCAUGCCCCCCCAACCCCCGCUUUGUCUGCCUGCAGCCACUUGCAUUGCCUUAUAACUGCUAUCUCCUAAGGUUUUUGUCAGAUUUUUACUGGGAAGGGCUGCAUGUCCGAGGGUGACUUGACACCAGUGGGUUUAACUUUUUUAUAGCGAACACGUGCAGAAAACAAACCCACAUGCAGAUAGCUAGCUGUGUUUGUGAAGACCCGAGAACAGCGUUUCUCAUCUCCCUGGGAUUUUUUGCAUUUUUUUAAGACAUUUCAAUUGUUUUUUGGCUGGUUGUAUUCAUUCCGUUAAAAACAAGCCUCAAACUGUGUAGGCACUUGGGCUACGAAGUCUGUUUUUGUUUUCCACUUGGAGGAGAGAAUGUUUGGAAAUGGGAGUGCUUGGCCUUAGCUUUCUUCCUUUCCCCAAAGCACAGAUCUGCAAAACAGCCGGUGCUUUUCUGGUGGGAGGGGAAAUCAAGGGCUUGUCUGCUCUUGCAAGGCUGCAGCAGGAGGGAUUUUCCGUAGACCCAGGCCUAAGUCUCUGAGCUAGCUCUGGGACCUGAUUGUAACUGACACCAAAAUCAGAAAUCCAAGCACUAUGCAGGUAGAGUGAAAGCACAUCUUAGUGUGCGUCUAUUGGUAUGGCUGUUCCGUUGUAGGAAGAGGAGACAGCUGUACUGGUACAGCCGUGUCUACAGGAGGGAUGGGGCUGGUAUCUUAUCUGUAACUGACCCAGGUAGAAUGGUAUAAAAUCAGGUCCGGAGGAUGCUUUUGGCUUUGAUCCUGCUAAUUGUGGAGCGCUCUGGCCCUGAUCCAGCAAAGCACAAGUUGAAGUGUAUGAGUAAUCAGGGACAGGAACAGUUAAUUGGGAAGAGUCCAUGCACAGACAGACCUUUAGUGACACUGGGAAUCUAGCCUUUAUUCAGGAAGGGUUUUAAAUGGCAGAAGGGGAGGGUAUCCCAGAUCAGGGCCCGACAGCAAAAAUGACUGCAGUUAGACCGGGAAAUCACCUACUGUCUGUUUGGACCAGUCACUUGUGUCUGUUUCCUAGGGCAAACUACAAGUCCUUUGAAGACUGCAGUCCCUCCAGAUGUAUCCUCUCUAUCAUGAAGUGUCUGAGCAGCACACUAGAAAUAGAUGCUGUGAAUCUGAUAACAAUCCAAACCGCGCCCCCAGCCCCCAAAGAGUCAGUAGCAGCGUUCAGUCUGUAUGUAACGGUUCAUAUUUUCGUUUGCUGUAAUGUAACAAGGAGUUUUCUGGGUCCCACGUGGCAUUUUUAUUUUCUAUCCAGCAUGAAGGAUUUGAAGGUGAUAAACAAAUGUGAAUUUUUAUUUUUAAAGAGACUUUUUAUUUUUCUGCUGUGACGCUUUCAGGUGGAAGUCUGCCAGGGUCAGCGUCCACUGUAACGAAUGUAUCAUUUUAACAACGGGCUGGUUUGGGAUACAGUCUGCUGAAUCUGGCGCUUUUUACAUUUGCUCUUGGUUUUAUCUACCUCAUUUUUUUUUUUUUUUUUUUUUUUUUUAGUGCUGUUUGAAUCCAGCCUCCAGUUUCCUUUGUUGCUUUAUUUCCACCCCUCGUCUUGUGGGACUUCAAAGUGACAUUUGAUCUUCCGUUUUCUAAGUUAAUUAUUUGUGUAGCGAUUGCAUUUGCUCUCUUGAGGUAAAUCCCCCACUUGAAUUCAGCUGGAUGAAUGAAAAUAAGAUUGACACUGCACAGUUGACCUGGGAUCUUUGGUAGCGCAUGUGAAAGCUGGAGCACCGAUCUGCCUUUCAGUAGAAACAAUUUGAAAAGCUUGUUUUAUCCACAGAAGCAUUGCUCAUGAAUUAUUUGUGUCCCUAAUUAAGCCAUCAAAAUAAGCCAAGCCACUGGCAUUGUUCCGCGGGGCGUGAUUCUUAACGUCCCUUUAAGGUGUUUUAUUUAAUAGUCGUUAAAAUGAUGCAUUCUGGGCUGUUUCAUUUCCGAAACCCAGCAGUCUGUCUCUCCUUCAUUUUACAUGUUCUUAUGCUGUAAAGGUGAAAUGUUUGGUGAAAACUAUGUUAACCUAAAAUACAUUUGGAUUUUUGUUUUUUAA